Molecule: messenger RNA, 2293 nt
Organism: Pneumocystis carinii B80
Lineage: Eukaryota; Fungi; Ascomycota; Pneumocystomycetes; Pneumocystales; Pneumocystaceae
Exons: 3
Coding region: 46-2247 (733 amino acids)
Biological process (GO): regulation of transcription by RNA polymerase II
Source: RefSeq, a predicted model, not a curated record
AAGAUAUUUUAAGGUAGUUAAAUAUGAAAAGGUGAUGAUAACAUAAUGGAAAAGAAGAAUGAGAAAGAGCAUGAAUAUUUCCGAAAUAAUACUUGCUUUGAUGAUGAUGAAAAUAUAUUUAGAAAUAGUGAUGAGCGGCAUCCUGUCAUAGGAUCUCGGUCUUUGUACCAGAAUUGUUCAUUAGGAAAGCAUGGUCAACGGUUUAAUUCAACUCGUUCAAAUAUAAUUCCUCAAGGGUCACGAUAUUCAUAUUUUCCGUUAUAUCAUUGUAGAGGGAAAAAAAAAAAAUCAUCAUCCUUUUAUAAGCGUUGUUCUGAGCAAUAUUCAUAUUUACCAUUUUAUCAUACACGUUGUAAUCGUUCUCCAGAUUUUGAGUAUUUCUCAGAACAAAUAAAGAAUAAUAAUGGUAUUGAUAGAUCAGAUAAAUAUGAAAAAGAUGUAGAUGAAAAUGGGUAUACGUCAGAUUUUCCUAGAUUUGAGCCUCAUUUAGCUGUUAAUAAUGCCUUGUAUAAAUAUCAUGAUCAAUCUUUCGAUUCAUAUAUACCAAUAGGGUCUUCAAAAAUGAAUGGAACUAUAAAAAGGUCUAUGUAUUAUAAAAAUAUGUCUAAGGAGAGAUGUUGGAAUAGAUCUAAGGAUUUUUAUAAAAAUUGUACGAAAAAACUCUCCAGAUUUGAAUAUGAAAAAGAUGAUAAUUAUCGUACAAAAACUUUUAUUAAUGACUUUUCCUUGAAUAUUACAAAAAAUGUUCUUCUUGAAAAAAAUGUGGCGAAAAAAAAAGAUAUACAUAAAUAUUAUAAUAACAUUUCAACUAUUUCUUCUGGUUUGGAAGAUGGUUAUUUGGAUCAAGUAUCAAAAGAUGCAGCAUCUUUGGAAGGAAAGUCUGAAGAUGCCGUAUUUUUGGAUGAUAAUGAAUUGCAACCUUUUUUUCCACCUUCAUCUGACAUUGCUAAUGACAUUAAUAAAAGUGAUUUUGAUAAUGAUAGUCGUUUUUCUUUUUUUCCAGAUACAAAAGAAUUAGGAGUAGCUUUUGUUGAAAAUAAAGAGAAUACUCAGGAGUUGACUGAAGAAGUGCAGUUUAUGGAUCAAAAAACUUAUGAUUUUAGAAAUGCUUCGUUAGAUAGUUCUUGUGCAAUAAAUGAUGGUGCUGUAUCUCAAGAUUCUUCUCAUCAAGAAGAUAAUAGCAAUUUGGAUCAGAAAGAUAAUCAUAUUAAUAUGCAAGGAAUUAAUGAAGCAAUAUUAACAUGUGAAAAACGUUUUCACGAAAUCGAAAAUAAAUUAAAAACUAAAGUUAUUGAUGAAGACAAGAUAUUUCCUUCAAAGGUCGGGUUCCCUAAUCUUUUGCUUGGCAAUUAUUCUUCAAAUUUAGAAGCAAACGUAUGUUCAAGAAUUUAUUCCGAAAAUAAAGAAAAAGCAAAGAAGAAUUGUGUUAAAUUUUCCUACCUUAAAAUAUCGGAUAGAUCAUUUAAUGGAUAUCCCUUUUUAAAGGAGAAUGAAGUAAAACAUAAAUGCUUACGUCCAUUGUUGCUUUUGCAUAUUUCACGAAAAAAUAAAAAAACAUAUGAGAAAAAUAAAGUUCUUCUAUUACAGUAUCAAAAAUAUCAGAGUUUUUGGGAGUCCCAUGUAAAAAGGUUAGAUAAUAUAAAAAAUGCAAAAAAGAAAGAUAAUGAGCGAUACGGGUCUUUAGAUUCACACGUAGAUAAUUUAUCAUUAAGAAGUUUUAGAAGAGGACAGGGUUUAAACUACGGUGAUUUUGUUAGAUCGGAUGCCGAUUUUGAAGAUAUUAUAGCUAAAUUGGGGGUUGAAGAUGAUAGGAUUUGUCGCGCAGCAGUAAUACCUCCUAUGAUUUUAGAUCUUGAAGAAAGGGUUCGAUAUAAAUAUGAUGAUAAAAAUAGAAUAGUUAAUGAUCCUAUUUCUUCUUUUCAUUAUCCUACUUCUAUAGAUACUUGGACAGCAGAAGAACAUAUGCUUUUUAAGGAAUUAUUUAUUAAAUAUCCUCAAAAGAAUUUCGGUUUGAUUGCUUCUAGUAUCCCAAAUAAAACAAUUUCUCAAUGUGUUUUGCAUUAUUAUCGUACCAAGAAACAGGAAAAUUAUAAAAGUUUGAUAAUGUCGAGAAAUUCUGAUAGAAUAAAGAAAAGGGGAAGAGGUCGUUCGUCAAAAAAGAUGGAAAAGGCUAAAGUUUCUUCACUUUUGGCAGAUCUUCAGCCUAAGAUGAUAAAUGAUGAUAUAGAUGACUAUGAAAAGGAUUAAUUUAUACGAAAUUAAAAAUUAGUUUUACUAAAAAUAAAAUCCUUUU